AUAUAAUCAAAUGGCGACAGACGAUCACUCCGAUCGAAGCACGCGCAGAAGAAUACGAGCUAGGCACACCAAGUCGCGCAGAGGGUGCUUUACCUGCAAGGGUCGCCGAGUCAAGUGCGACGAAAUUAAACCAACAUGCGGUGCUUGUGCGUUGAGAGGCGAACCCUGUGACUGGCCUGCCGAAACAGGUUCUCAAGGGCAUGAUACGCCCCGGUCACAGGCUGACUCCCACGGCGCUAAAGCACCCCAAGAUCAAUCCAAGCGCAGGGCAGCACAUCCAGACUCAGGGUCACCGCGCCCGUUGCAGUUUGAUAUCGCGUCGGAUGCAGUCGGUGGCCGUUCGACUCCCCACCCCGGGGAGCUGAACAUGGUUGAUCUGCAGCUCCACUCUCAUUUCAUGCUGCACACCUCCAAGCACAUGUCGCUGAACCGGCGCCGGCAACACAUCUGGGAAACCGUCAUUCCCCGCUUCGCCGUGCGCAGCAAGGCCCUCAUGCACCUCCUCCUUGCCCUGGCGGGGCUGGACUACGCCUCGGACAGGACAGCCGACACGCAACCAGCACACAGGUCUCCAGACAUGGAGAGCCAGCCCUCGUCGACCAUCGCAGACCACGACCACACCCUGGACUCCGCAUACCUCCAGAUCAUCAUCGAGCACCACCAACGCGGCCUGGAAGCGUUCAGGACAGAGCUCGCGAACCUGUCCAGCGCGAAUCUCAACCUCGUGUUCGCGGGCUCAAUGCUACUGGUGGGGUUCGCGCUCGCCUCCCUCCGCAUCCGGAAUCUGAACGACGCGCACUCGCAGCCAGGCCAGCCGCGCCUCGACUGGAUCUUCCUCAUCCACGGCCUCUGCACUGUCAUCAAGCACAACUGGCCGGAGCUGCGCAUGGGCCCGCUGCGAGGCAUGACGGAGUACAGCUACGCCAAUGACGACUGGCGACUGUGUCCGCGGGACGCGCUUCGCUCAGUGUCUUCCAUACGUCGAGGGUGCUCUCCGCGUCUGGUUGCGUUCUGCCGCGGUGCGGAUGAGGCCCUGACACAGCUGGUUGGAUACCAUGCGUCCUUGGCCGACCGGGAGGGACAGAUCCUGGCGGAGCAGAAGGCUGCCCUCGAGCUCCUGGAGGGGAUGUACAUGCGGACGCUGUACGUUGUGCGCUUUUCGGACGAGGCGCGAGAGUCGCCGCUUGAUGUACAGGCUGAUCUGGAAGACGCGGCGCUCAUGGCCUGGGCGGAGUUCCUGCCUGAGGGGUUCCUGGAUACUCUUGCUGGCGACGGGGUAUGUUCGACGCUGUCGUAUGUGAUUCUGGCGUACUUUCAUCUUCUCUUCUCGCUGGGGUUUGAUGGGGAGAUUGUGAAGAUUAAGGCGCUGGUCGAUAUGUCCGCGGAAGGGGAGUUGGUCUCAUUGAUGCAGUGGCCGGUGUCUGUUAUUGCUGUCAGUCAUGAUCAUAGGAGUCUAUAUAAUUAA
This is a messenger RNA of Aspergillus novofumigatus IBT 16806, 1465 nucleotides long. Its product is annotated as Zn(II)2Cys6 transcription factor domain-containing protein. The record is from RefSeq and is a predicted model, not a curated record. Bases 11 to 1465 code for a protein of 484 amino acids. Gene Ontology annotation, biological process: regulation of transcription by RNA polymerase II. Gene Ontology annotation, molecular function: DNA-binding transcription factor activity, RNA polymerase II-specific; zinc ion binding. The transcript has 3 exons. NCBI's taxonomy places the organism in Eukaryota, Fungi, Ascomycota, Eurotiomycetes, Eurotiales, Aspergillaceae.